AUGGCUGUUGCUGAUGUAAAUCUUCAUCAACCACUUAUUUUAAAUGGAUGUGGAAAUAUUCUCCCUGCUCCUACGAUUCCAUAUGGUGCAAGACGCUAUGGUCUUAAUCGUAAUUUCAGGAGAGUAGGAGCUGGUUGUGGUUGUGGUUCAUCAUUAAUAGGGGGUGCUGCUUACGGAGAUGAUCUUAGUUAUACUGGAACUGGAUUGGGCGAUGUUGGCUAUAAUAUAUCAUCAUGGUACGGUUUACCAGUUGAUUAUGUUAGUGGUACAGCUGGACUUACAAAUGCCAAUUUAGCUACAAUCAAUUAUUUAUCUACACCACAAGCGACCGGUCUUCAACAGUAUGCAACUGAUGUUCAAGGUUUCUACGGAGAUUAUUAUCCACGACUUGUACGUCGUCGAGUACUACGUAGUGGUGUACCUUACAAAAAAAACAUUGGAGUUCGAUAUCUUCGACCACGAUCAGGCCCACUUAUCAUCAGAGGAGUGCGACCACGUCCACUUCGUAUUAGUCGACAAGUUCUACAUCGUAGUUCACCACCUCCACUAAUCAUACGUGAACAACUAUUGACUUCACCAGUUCCCUUUGCUUCUCAAACUUGUAUUCAACGAGUGCCUGCUCUUCCUCUUCCACCUCGAUCAAUACCUGUCGGACGUUUACCACCACUUCCACCUAGACCUCAAACUGUUAUUCUCGAGAAAUGGCUUCCAUUCAGAAGACAAGCUAGACGAAGAGUAAUUGUCCAACGUGCACCACCACCUAGAGCAUAUCCAAGACCGCGCAAUAUUGUUAUUCAAUAUGAACCUACUCCAGCGCGUGUUAAUCAACGAAUUCGAUUUCUUGGUGUUACUCAAGGAGAUCCUCAAGCAUAUGUUCAACAUUAUGGAGGAUCACUGUUGGAUGCUCAUUCAUUGGAACAAAUAGCACGUGCUGCUGGUGUGGUAGAAAAUAUUUCACCGUCUGUUUUAGCUGGUUCAAUAGCUGCUAACUCAUAUCAAUUUGCUUCGAGAAUUGUGGACUACUGGAUAUUAGAGAAAAUACAAACGGUAUCGAUGAAGUAA
Rotaria sordida is the source of this 1062-nucleotide messenger RNA. The record is from the annotation of a GenBank genome assembly. NCBI's taxonomy places the organism in Eukaryota, Metazoa, Rotifera, Eurotatoria, Philodinida, Philodinidae.